This is a messenger RNA of Cladophialophora immunda, 2768 nucleotides long. RefSeq lists its product as uncharacterized. Gene Ontology annotation, biological process: carbohydrate metabolic process. Lineage: Eukaryota; Fungi; Ascomycota; Eurotiomycetes; Chaetothyriales; Herpotrichiellaceae. The coding region runs from base 98 to 2677 and encodes 859 amino acids. The record is from RefSeq and is a predicted model, not a curated record. Gene Ontology annotation, molecular function: carbohydrate binding; hydrolase activity, hydrolyzing O-glycosyl compounds. The transcript has a single exon.
CUCAUAUCGCAGUUCUCUUGUCGUCACAGUGCUCUUCUCAACGUCCUUCGUGCCAUUGUUCCCUGCCCCUAUUCCCCUCUCUCUCUCGGUAGGCAAGAUGCCGCAGCUAGAAAGCAUCCCAAAAUCGUACAGGCCGGUCGACUCGAAGUUGAAGACGCCAGCAGCGAUUCAGCUUCAGUCGGAAGACCUAGAAACGCCGUUUAGUUUUACCUUCGAGGCCGUCCGACCCAACGUCUUCAGGACGACGUUUACUUCAGACUCACAUCCACUCCCUCCAUACCCGUCAAUACCCCGGCUGGAGAGGAAGCUCGACAGUGUCACCAUCAACUCCAACCAGGUCAGUGAGUCAAGUUGCUCCUUUGAGCUCGGCGACGUCAGGGCAUCGGUCGACUGGAACCACGCGCCGGUUGUAUCCUUGGGCUGGCUGGGGUCGAAGGACAUUCUGCAUUCUGACCUUGCAUUCCGUUCCUAUGUCGUCGAUGGCCCGGGCGUCGCUCACUACGCCCAGCAUGACCGCAGAGCCCUCCACGUGGGACUGGGAGAGAAAUCGGCGCCGAUGGAUCUCACGGCCCGGUACUUCCAAGUGUCUGCCACGGAUUGCUUCGGGUACGAGGCAUAUGCGACGGAUCCCAUGUACAAGCAUAUGCCACUGCUCAUCAAGGCGACUCCCAACGGCUGCGUGGCCAUGGUCUCCACAAGCCACAGCCGAGGAUCGUGGUCGGUCGGCUCAGAGAUCGACGGCCUCUGGGGCCACUUCAAGGUCUACCGGCAAGACUACGGCGGGCUCGAGGAGUACCUGAUCAUGGGACGGACCUUGAAGGACGUGGUUCGAAGCUAUGCAGAACUCGCCGGCUUUCCGCUCCCCGCGCCUCGCUGGGCAUACGGGUACCUGAGUGGGGGGUAUCGGUACACGAUGAUGGACGAUCCUCCGGCCUACCAGACGCUGCUCGACUUCGCUGAAAAGCUGAAGGAGCAUGACAUUCCCUGCUCCGCGCACCAGAUGAGUUCGGGCUACUCCAUCGCCGAAACGGAACCCCGGGUGAGGAACGUGUUCACCUGGAACAAGCACCGGUUUCCCGAGCCCGAAAAAUGGAUCGCCCAGUACCACGCUCUGGGGAUCAGGCUGCUGACCAACAUCAAGCCGUUUGUCCUUGCAUCGCAUCCGGACUACCAGUAUCUGGCCAAGAAUCGAGGCCUGUUCACGGACCAUAAAACCGGAAAGUCUGCGGAAAUGCGUCUGUGGAGUGCUGGUGGCGGCGAAAGUGGUACGGGAAGCCACCUUGAUUUUUCCUCGGCAGCGGCGUAUGAAUGGUGGGCUCGCGGAGUUGAGAGACUGAAAGAACAAGGCAUCGAUGCAAUGUGGAACGACAACAACGAGUACACUUUGCCGAAUGACGAAUGGAAGAUGGCCCUAGAAACCGUCCCUCCAGGCGACAACCGGGGAUCAGACAGAGUCGGACUCUGGGGCCGUGCUAUGCAUACCGAGCUGAUGGCCAAAGCUUCCUACGAGGGUCUGCUACGAGCAGAACCCGGCGUUCGACCCUUUGUCCUGACGCGAAGCGCGAGCAUCGGGACUCUGCGGUAUGCGUGCAGCUCGUGGAGCGGGGACAAUAUGACCAGCUGGGAAAGCAUGAAGGCGGCGAACGCGAUAUCUCUGACCGCAGGGGUCAGCCUGAUGCACUGCUAUGGCCACGACAUUGGCGGAUUCGAAGGGCCCCAGCCUUCUCCCGAGUUGUUGCUUCGCUGGGUCCAGCUUGGCUGCCACCAGAUCCGCUUCGCCAUCAACUGCUUCAAGACAUCUCCCCAGGACAACCAAGCCGGAGAGGUCAUUGAGCCCUGGAUGUAUCCCGAGAUCACGCCCAUGAUCAGAAAGGCAAUCAAGCGACGCUACGAGAUCAUGCCCUACAUCUACUCCCUCGGCCUGGAGAGCCACCGGACGGCAAGUCCACCCCAGAGAUGGAUUGGCUGGGGCUACGAGUCUGAUCCAGAAGUGUGGACGAAGCCGCUCAAGUCCGGCGAGGAGCAGUACUGGUUUGGAGACACGUUGUUAGUGGGCGGUGUGUAUCGGCCGGGUGUCGAUAUGGCCCGAAUGUACCUCCCACGCCGCGCGGGGGGAUUCGAUUAUGGCUACGUCAAUCUCAAUGCGCCCCAUGAGUACCACGCGUCCGGCCAGUGGGUGUCCGUCUCGUCGCCCUGGAGAGAAAGCAUCCCGAUCUUCGCCAAAAUCGGUGGAGCGAUCCCCGUGGGCAAAGGCGUGCAAACUCGAAUGCCCGGCGACACCAAGGCAGAAUGCAAAGCUCUUCCCGAGGACGACUACCGCGGCCUCGAAAUUUUCCCGCCCAAGGGCAGUUCGCAUGGGAGAAGCUUCACCUCCACCUGGUACGAGGACGACGGUCUCGCUCUCCGUCCAGAGAUCUCAUCCUUCCAGGUGACGUACAGCUCCACCGAGGAAAAAGUGACAGUCGGGCUUGCGGCUGGCGCCGACAACGUCUUCGUCCCACCGUGGAAGGAGGUGGUGUUCAUCUUGCCACGAGGAGACGAGAGGUAUAUUGAGUCGGCCAGCGGAGCCACUAUGGAGCGGGUUGACGCACAGGAUUGUGGGAGGGUCCGCUACAAGAUGCAAUUUUCCUGCACAGGAGGUGAAAAUGGACAUGCUGUGUGCAAUGGAUAUCAUUAGAAGACCGUGGCAUGAUAGCAUGACCUUUAGAGCCCAUUGAGACAAGGGGUUAUAUGACAUAGGGGUAGUGGUUGGCACAGCCUCGUCGUCG